This is a messenger RNA of Amaranthus tricolor (Joseph's coat), 591 nucleotides long. Its product is annotated as protein MAIN-LIKE 2-like. Bases 1 to 591 code for a protein of 196 amino acids. The transcript has 2 exons. NCBI's taxonomy places the organism in Eukaryota, Viridiplantae, Streptophyta, Magnoliopsida, Caryophyllales, Amaranthaceae. The record is from RefSeq and is a predicted model, not a curated record.
AUGUUGCACGACGUGCAACGCAUAUUAGGCAUAGGUAUUGAAGGUUCACUACCGGCUGAACCUGCUGAGGGGGAGUGGAAGGGCGCUAUUGCUGAUCUGUUUGGGGAGCCCAUGUCCGAGCUACGAAGGAAAGGGAUAUUCACCAGCGGUGGCAUCAAUGUUGUUGAAGUUAUGCAGUUGUGCCACCGGUCCCAGGCUAUGGAGACCCAGUCGACAGCCUAUUACAUGGCUAUUGUCGGCUCUACACUGCUGGUGGAUAAGACCAAAAUCGACAUACGACCUCACCCGCUACUAACCGUCAACAUCGAUUUGGAUGAGAUCGCCUGGGGUGCGGUGACGCUUGCCUACAUGUAUCGAAAACUAGGAAUGGCGUCCAGGGUUGGUUGCAAGACCAUUGCUGGUUGCCUGACAUUGCUUCAGACAUGGAUUUACGAGUACUUUCCAUCCUUUUGCCCUCAUCCUCGUCAAGAAGAUGUGCCUAAUAAGACUAGGACGGAGAUGUGGUCCACGCCCAAGCCAGGUCAUGAGAUCAACAGGCUGAGGGACUGCAGGAGUAUAUUGGACUCCAUGAUGGAAACUCAGAUGGAAUGA